AUGAACCAGGAUUACUUUUUGACACAACACAAAACCACAACAAAAACAUUCCCGAUUGCGUCACAAGAAGGAGACGACAGCAGCCCGUCCCCUCCCGGCACCCAGCCCCCACCACCGCACCUCACCCAGGCCACCAGGGGGACACUCCAGCUGCCCCAUCCAGUGACAGCCCCUCCCCCCUCCCUCCCUCCCCCCACCACGCACACCCUCACACUCUCCGCUGCCACCCGGGAGCCGGACACAGUCUGGCCCCGGCACACGGCACACAAGGAGCUCGGCAGCGGCAGCAGCGGUGCAGGCUCACCCUCGGGAAGCAGCGCCACAGUGCCCGAGGCACCGCACGUCCUGGCGGCGCCGCCAAACCUCCGAGCAAUAAAUAGAAGCAACAAGCCGGGGCAUGGGAGUGUCCUCGCCUCUCACUCUCACUCUCACCUCUCACCUCUGGGGCUGCUAACAAGUCGGUCUCCAGGAACUUUGUGUGCUCAACUCAUGAACCGGCCCUUGCAGUCCUCCACGUAG
This is a messenger RNA of Portunus trituberculatus (swimming crab), 519 nucleotides long. Its product is annotated as WW domain-binding protein 11-like. Bases 1 to 519 code for a protein of 172 amino acids. The record is from RefSeq and is a predicted model, not a curated record. NCBI's taxonomy places the organism in Eukaryota, Metazoa, Arthropoda, Malacostraca, Decapoda, Portunidae. The transcript has 3 exons.